AGUAAGUGCUCUUAGAUAUACUACAACAAGCUCAUGAAUGCCGGGUUGAGGUCUUAAAUCUUAAAGAAAGUUAAUUCUCUGUGAGCAAAAAGCUUGGCCUUGAACUUUUUCUACUUGAAAUUUCUGUCAGUUUCUUAAUAUGGCAGCAAAAGAAGGGAGUCGGUCUUUAGAGCAAACGCCAACUUGGGCAGUCGCAGCUGUCUGUUUUGUGCUGAUUUUGAUAUCAAUUAUCAUAGAACAUGUCAUCCACUUAAUUGGAAUGUGGUUAAAAAAGAGACAUAAGCGAGCUCUUUGUGAAGCACUUGAAAAGAUUAAAUCAGAGCUUGUGCUAUUCGGGUUCAUGUCAUUGCUCCUAACAGUGGGACAAGGAGUCGUAUCUGAUAUUUGCAUAUCAAAGGCUUUAGGGGCUACAUGGCAUCCUUGUAGCAAGAAACAGGAGAGUGAAUCAGACAAGAAUGAAGAUAAAUCUUCAGAUUCGGAUGAAAAACAUCUGAGAAGGCUCCUAACGUUUCAAGAUUCUGGUGGUGGUGGUCGAAGAGUUUUAGCAGCAGCAGGAUAUGACAAAUGUGCAGCCAAGGCAUUUCCAUUUGUCUCCACAGAUGGCAUUGACCAACUCCAUAUAUUCAUAUUUUUGUUAGCAAUUUCCCAUGUGCUUUAUUGUGUCAUCACCCUGGCAUUAGGCAGAGCUAAGAUGAGAAAAUGGAAGACAUGGGAAAUGGAAACUAGGACAGUAGACUAUCAGUUCUCACAUGACCCUGAGAGAUUUAGAUUUACAAGGGAUACAACUUUUGGUCGAAGGCACUUAAGCUUUUGGAGCCGCGCACCAGUCCUACUGUGGGUAGUCUGUUUCUUCAGGCAGUUCUUUAGAUCAGUUCCCAAAGUUGAUUACUUAACCCUACGCUAUGGGUUCAUUAUUGCUCAUUUGGCACCCCAGAGUGAGACGAAAUUUGAUUUCCAGAAGUACAUUAAGAGAUCGCUUGAAGAAGAUUUCAAAGUUGUCGUUGGAAUCAACCCAAUCAUCUGGUUCUUUGCAGUGUUAUUCCUACUGUUCAACACCCAUGGCACGUACUCUUAUUUGUGGUUGCCUUUCCUUCCUCUGAUUAUCAUCCUGCUGGUGGGUACAAAGCUUCAAGUUGUGAUAACUAAUAUGGGGCUGAGGAUUCAAGCAAGAGGAGAGGUAGUGAAGGGGACUCCAGUGGUGCAGCCAGGGAAUGACCACUUUUGGUUCAACCGUCCUCACCUCUUGCUCUACCUCAUUCACUUUGUACUCUUUCAGAAUGCCUUUCAACUAGCCUUCCUAGUAUGGACAUUGUAUGAGUUCAGCUUAAAAUCUUGCUUCCAUGAGAAGCGGGGCGAUAUAAUCAUCAGGACAUCAAUGGGGAUGCUCAUACAAAUACUAUGCAGCUAUGUGACUCUUCCUCUAUAUGCAUUGGUGACACAGAUGGGUUCAACCAUGAAGCCUACCAUCUUCAAUGAGAGAAUAGCAAAUGCUCUGCGGAACUGGCACCAGGAAGCUAAGAAACACAUUAAACAUAAUCGGCAUUCAGGCACGAUGACCCCAUUUUCAAGCAGAUCAGACACUCCAUCAAGGGGUGUGACCCCUCUUCACCUCCUUCACAACCAUAGAGGUGAAGCAGACAGUUCCCAAACAUCACCAAGGGGGUCUAAUUUUGGUAAUGAAGGCUGGGAAAUAGAAGGGCCUGAUAGGGGUCAAGUCGCAGAACAGAAACACAAAGCUACUAAUAAAGUAGAUAAUCCUUCCCAACAUGAAAUCGAGAUUGAACCUUAUGAUUUCUCAUUUGAUCAAAGAGCAAGAAAGUGAAAACUGCUUGUUUAGAGUUGUUAUCCGGAAAAAACUCAAAACAUAGGCUUUUUCUACCAAUAGUUUCCAAUACAGCAAUCGUCACAAUGUAUGAAAUUUAAACUAUAAUUGAAAGUGAAUAGCAGAGAAGAGCCAACCCAAUUUUCAAGCAACUUUCAUUUUGUUUAUAAUAAACAUUAUUCAAUCAUUAGUUAUCUUUAUGAUCCAAAGAGUUCUAAUGGGAAUUCCAUGGACAUUUGUUU
Messenger RNA from Theobroma cacao (cacao), 2064 nucleotides. NCBI's taxonomy places the organism in Eukaryota, Viridiplantae, Streptophyta, Magnoliopsida, Malvales, Malvaceae. The record is from RefSeq and is a predicted model, not a curated record.